Messenger RNA from Porites evermanni, 363 nucleotides. NCBI's taxonomy places the organism in Eukaryota, Metazoa, Cnidaria, Anthozoa, Scleractinia, Poritidae. The record is from the annotation of a GenBank genome assembly.
CCGGCGGAUAAAGUCAACGAUAUCCGCUUUGAGCGAGUUCACCGAAUCUCCACUAAUAUAUCUAGUCUAAGAGCUCCGUCCUAUCCCAAACCAAUUAUUGCUCGUUUCAGUCAUUAUCAGGACAAAGAAUAUGUUCGCUCCUUGUAUAAGAACUUAAAAGGAACCAACAUCGGUUUCUCAGAUGAUUUCCCGAAAGAAAUUGAAGAAAUUCAUAGAAAACUUUAUCCAGUGCUUAAAAAGGCCAAGCAGGAUAAGCAAAAAGCCUUCUUUAAUUUUGAUAAAUUGAUAAUCAAUGGCCAAAUAUACAGAGGAAAAGAAACUAAAGACCUUCCCUAUUAUUGUAAAAUGGCAAAAAAUUAUUAA